AUGGUAUCGAACCGAAAUACGGACUAUCUAAUCAACACAUCCCCGGAUCAGACAAAGGUGGACAGUUGGAUUUCCAGCGGUUUUGUCGACGUACCCACCGAACCAUCCAAAGUGUCCAUCAAAACGGAAACCGAUUGGCCCACAGUACCGGAUUUCUACUCUCAACGCUCCUCGGUCUCUUCAUCCGACUCGUCCUCGGUCCGGCCGAACGAUCUGGGUCACACGGUCGAUUUGUCAUCCCGGUUCCCACGAGCACCACCGGACAUUGAUCCACAAGCUGGGGAAUCCGGUCAACCCACCAUUACCACCGCAUUCACGUCCACUUCGAUCGAGUCGAUUGAGCUGAUGCUACGCCGUUUGAUGUCCGAUACGAACUAUCGGAAAAAACAGAUGGAUAUGUUAUUCGAGAAACUGACAUGCACACAGAACCAACUGGAACAGCUUGCCUCAACACAGUCCGAAUUGAUGAAACGUUUAAACACACUACAAGAGCAACAAGAAAUUUCCAAUCUAUCCCUGCCCAGUCGUGUCUCAAGUUGUCAGGGUUAUAUGUCCGAAUCGGAGGCGUAUGAGACCGCGCGUCCGAAACCCGUCCACAAAGCUUCUGGCCUGAUGAGUCCAUCACUUCGACACCAUCAGAAUUCCGCCUCGUCCACAGACGGUAAUUCAAUACCCGACUGGGGUCAACAGAUCCUGCUACAACUUCGUUCACAGCAGGGGGAUUUCGCGCGUCGAUGCUCUCAUUUGGAGGGAAUGCUGAACAAAGUGAAUGCGAUGACCAACGAUCUGAAUCAGUCUUAUCGUCGUCAACAAUCCAAAGUGGUAUCCCCGACCGCUAUGGACACCCGGUUAGAUCAUCUACCGAAAUCCACUUGUGAUCUGAUCCGACCGGUUGUGCGGGCCGAGAUGCAAAACGCUUUUGUGAACAACACCUCUCGUUUGGUUGAACCGAUACAAAAGGCCAUCACGGUGGCUAUUCAAGACUGUCUCAAGUCCUUACCGACGGCAUUGGCUGAUAAUGUAAACCGAUUAUUGCGUGAAAAGAAUUUCACCACCCAAUUCGCUCGGUCAACCUCCGCGGCUCUGUCUGCUGAUUUAGCCGGCGCCUAUCGUGAUUCCCUUCAACGGAUAUUUGUUCCCGCUCUGGACAGAAAUAUCAAUCGUCUGUUGGAAGAAUUAAACGCGGUUUUCCGCACCGGCACAUUGCAUUAUUUGCAAGAAAUCGAGCAACGCACAAAAUCAACUCUCGAUGCAAAUGCUCUGGCUAGCUCAGUGGCUUCUCGAAUCAUUCCUGAAAUUCAGGGUCUAAUGCAUUCCGAGAGUGGUGUGACUUUGACCGGGUCUAGUUCGAUCAACACGUUGGAAUCGUCUGUCGCAUCAACGAAGCCACAUAUGCCUGCAGGCCAAUCCAAAUCAACUGCAGAUAAUACUAAUAACAAUGUCCAUAGUAAAAAACCAAAGACGGUGACCGCACAGUCGUCGUCAGACGUAUCUCAAUCCAAACUCGGUUUUACACCUUCACCGAACCCGUCUGCGCCGGCCAAGCUCAAAGUGGAACAAGCGCGACAAGCGCAAAAGUUAAUCCAGCAAGAUAUGCUUGUCGAGGCUCUCGAACUGGUAAGCGACUCCUAUUCGAAAGUGUUCGCAUAG
This is a messenger RNA of Echinostoma caproni, 1650 nucleotides long. The record is from the annotation of a GenBank genome assembly. Lineage: Eukaryota; Metazoa; Platyhelminthes; Trematoda; Plagiorchiida; Echinostomatidae.